This is a messenger RNA of Colletotrichum lupini, 180 nucleotides long. RefSeq lists its product as uncharacterized. The transcript has a single exon. Lineage: Eukaryota; Fungi; Ascomycota; Sordariomycetes; Glomerellales; Glomerellaceae. The coding region runs from base 1 to 180 and encodes 59 amino acids. The record is from RefSeq and is a predicted model, not a curated record.
AUGUUAAAAGUUUAUAAUAUAAUUAACGGCGUUAACCUUUCUUAUAUAAUUUUAAUAACGCUAAAAAAGAUUACUAAUCGAAUUAGCCUUCUACUUAUUUUAAUAGUUAUCUAUACUAAUUCUUACUUACUAUAUAAAUACCUCGUUAAAUUAAUAAUAAAAAAAAAAAGAGGCUUAUAA